This is a messenger RNA of Eufriesea mexicana, 2325 nucleotides long. It is a transcript of the gene Err, whose product is annotated as estrogen-related receptor. The transcript is spliced from 9 exons. Gene Ontology annotation, biological process: regulation of DNA-templated transcription. Bases 220 to 1572 code for a protein of 450 amino acids. The record is from RefSeq and is a predicted model, not a curated record. NCBI's taxonomy places the organism in Eukaryota, Metazoa, Arthropoda, Insecta, Hymenoptera, Apidae. Gene Ontology annotation, molecular function: sequence-specific DNA binding; DNA-binding transcription factor activity; zinc ion binding.
CCGUAUCCUCUGAAUUGCCGUCAGUCGCGUACGACUCGUCGCGCCGUCAACGUCGCGGGAGGGGGAUAGUGUGUACAUAUUUGCGCGUGUGCUUAUUCGUGUUCUUCAUGAGUGUUUCGAUCUUCGGCAUUGCGGUCAUUUUCGUUUUUCAUCGUGGAAAAGCAUAAAAGGAAAAUAACAACGUAGUGUCCUUGUACCAUUCGGACAGAAACGACAACCAUGGAUGCUUGGAUGUACGAUGUGGUUUGUAUGAUCCCCGGUGGCGGCACCGAAAAUAUGAUAGGAAAUAAUAGGACCAUGGCGAAUAUUAAACAAGAAAUCGAGAAUCCUACGACGCCGACGCAAAAUUAUCAAGUUUGUUCACCGACCACUACGCUUCAACAUCAAGAGGUGAUCUGCAGUAAAAUAGAGGUGCCGCCCGAUUAUGGCGGGGGCGAAGGUAGUCCUGGCAGCCCGGAAAUGCACCAUUGUUCGUCAACUACGCAGCCUUUGGGAACACCCGAGGAAGGUGUUAAAGAAGAGGAUAUGAUACCUAGAAGGCUCUGCCUAGUGUGCGGGGAUGUUGCCAGUGGAUUUCAUUAUGGAGUCGCGUCCUGCGAGGCAUGUAAAGCGUUCUUUAAGAGAACGAUACAAGCGAGUAAUUUCACAGGUAACAUCGAGUAUACAUGUCCUGCGAACGGGGAGUGUGAAAUAAACAAGCGCAGGAGAAAAGCGUGCCAGGCGUGCAGGUUUCAAAAGUGCCUUAGACAAGGCAUGUUGAAAGAGGGAGUACGAUUGGAUCGUGUCCGAGGAGGGAGACAAAAAUAUAGAAGAUCCACCGAUCCCUACACUACGACUGGGAUCGUCCCUUUCGCAAACGUAGCAACAGGAGCUUCUAACGAAAUAAUAAAUAAUAAAAUGCUGGAAACUCUGGCUGCCUGUGAACCCGACAUGCUGCAAGUGUCCAAUAUCUCUUAUACUCUUGAUACAGAUCAAAGAGUACUUGGACAAUUAUCUGACUUAUAUGAUCGAGAGUUAGUUGGAAUAAUAGGUUGGGCGAAGCAAAUUCCUGGAUUUAGUAGUUUAGCUUUAAACGAUCAGAUGCGACUUUUGCAAAGUACGUGGGCUGAAAUAUUGACGUUUAGUCUGGCGUGGAGAAGCAUGCCAAAUAAUGGUAGAUUAAGGUUUGCCCAAGAUUUUACCCUUGACGAGCGACUUGCACGCGAAUGUCACUGUACAGAGCUGUACACGCAUUGUAUCCAAAUCGUCGAAAGGCUUCAAAGAUUGGGUUUAACCAGAGAGGAAUAUUAUGUGUUGAAAGCAUUGAUAUUAGCAAACAGUGAUGCGAGAUCAGACGAGCCACAAACGUUACAUCGUUUUCGAGAUUCUAUCCUAAAUUCCCUAUCUGAUUGUGUGGCUGCAAUAAGACCAGGACAAGCGCUUCGUGCCACCCAGAACAUGUUCCUAGUGUUACCCAGUCUCAGGCAGGUUGAUGGAAUUGUUAGAAGAUUUUGGUCUAGUGUUUAUCGAACGGGGAAAGUACCAAUGAACAAGCUCUUUGUAGAAAUGUUAGAAGCUGCUUAUUAUCGAUGAAGUAUCAACUCGAACUUGAUUUAACAAUAUCUAUAUUGAGGACUCUAUAGAAUCGCUGUUAUUAAACGGGGUAGCAGCGUUAUACUUAUAACAUGUUGAGCGUGAGUAGAGUACGCAAUUUGUUGCGUCCUUUUAAAGCUAUAAGCGAAAGACAGUGAGUGAUAGUGAGACGUAAAAAGAGACGGAAAUUGUGCAGUUUUAUUCAUUUUCUGUAAGAGAAAGACUCAUACAAAAAGAAAAGGCUUUAUUUUUCAAACGCGAAAGUGUUGGAGCGUGGAGCUUUGGCCAGUGAUUCCAGCAGUCGUCGAAACUUGCGAAACACCUUAAGAUAACAGUCACAUUGUUUCGUCGAGAUAACCAAACUUUCCUUUUCGAGUACCCCUUUUACAGGUACAGAGAAAAAAAAAAGAACGAUGUUAUUUCAAGAUAGGAUACGUAGUACAAGACGCGAGAUGCUUUCUUUCGGAGCUCUCACUUUAGGAUAAUUUACGAAAACCUGUCGCCAGACAGAAGAACCUACCAAAUAAAUAAAACGUUUUCAUUUACGUAUUGAUCGUAUUACGUAAGAUCGUGACACCGAACCGGUGAUAUCGUAGAAAUCAAAUGCAAAUGUACUAACUGUGGGUGUUUGACGUUAUAGAAUUAGCAUCGUGUUACCAAAUACUACCAGUUCAAUCAAAAUUACACGUAGCUCCGAUUCGAAUGUUAUUUUAGUUAUGUCUUUUCUCUGAAAAAUAUCCAGUCAAUUUGAAG